AUGGUUAAGUCCGCCGUCUACAACUUUGCAGAUCGUGAUCGUAUUCGAAAGAUCUAUGCUACAGAGGCCGAGCGUGAACCCACCUUCCACAUGGCCAUGAUCUUCUCCGUAGGACUACCUCGCGGCAGCGGAGGUCGGUCAUUUGAAAGAGACGGUUUCAACAUCUCCCUACCAGACCGGGCAGGCGAAACCAUGGAGAAGAUAGAGUCCAAGAGACCGGAAAUUUUAAGGAAACUUGCAGAGGAGGCCCGAAUCAACGGUGACCUUGUAGUGGGUGACUACGAGGACACCUACUAUAACCUGAGCCUGAAAUUAUUUCACACCUUCCAGUGGGCCUCGAGCUUCUGUCGAGCUCAUUUUAUCUCUCAGAAACGACCUCCCGUUUUCAUCCUCAUGGACGAUGACUACGCCUUCAACGUGAGCGUUCUUAGGACUGAGUUGGACGCCCUCCCCAACUCGCAACUUCGACGACUGACUCUGGGCUUGCCAUUUAAUAUCAGUAGGGUAUUUCGCCACCCUUAUCCCGGAUUUUAUGACAAGUGGUCUCUAUCCAAACGAGAAAUGCCCUGGCCCAUCCUCGCGCCCUACGCCCCCAGCAUUUUCCUUGCAUUUGGUGCUGAUGUCCUGCAGGAGAUUGCCCUGGCCAUGUACUUCACCAAGCAGUUUCCGAUAGACGAUGCCUGGUUAGGCCUUGUCAUGACGAAGUUAGAUUGCUACUUUCAUUCACGUCCCCACAUGUACAAAAUUCGGCCAAAGGGUAUUCCAAAGCAUUUGGUUCUAUUUGCACCCUUUGAUUACCUCUUCGGCCCAGAGUAA
This is a messenger RNA of Spirometra erinaceieuropaei, 816 nucleotides long. Lineage: Eukaryota; Metazoa; Platyhelminthes; Cestoda; Diphyllobothriidea; Diphyllobothriidae. The record is from the annotation of a GenBank genome assembly.